This is a messenger RNA of Pelodiscus sinensis (Chinese soft-shelled turtle), 4385 nucleotides long. The record is from RefSeq and is a predicted model, not a curated record. Lineage: Eukaryota; Metazoa; Chordata; Testudines; Trionychidae.
UCUUAACGCAUCGCAGGUGGCACUGUUGGCAUCUGACAGUUGCUGCUUCCCCCGUGAAAUACCAAGCCAAAUGUUUUUCCACAAAGGAACUGUGUUCAGCGGGAGUUAAGGCUGAGAGCACGUUUCAGUUAACUUCUCUGAGACAGUCUGGUUUGUUCAAGACUCGUGUUUUUUCUUUCCGCUCCUGCCUGAAGCUCAGACUGUGUUCAGUGACAGAUUUUUCUUUCCCUCCGGGGUCUGGUGAGGGUAAGACGACGAUCAGCGAAAGUGAAAAUGUUUUUGAAGAACAGCUGAAAUGAAAACGGAAUGAUUUUAUAAGAAACAUCCUGUGUGAAACCACUACUUGUUGCAACUAAUGGAAGCCACUUCAGAAAGGUUCAUUAAUCUAUGCUAUGAAAAUGGUCAUUGGAUGUCACAGCUGCCAGAAACUCUCUGGGAUGUUCCUCUCUAUAACUUAUCUCUUCCAGGGAGCCAUGACACUAUGACUUACUGUUUGGACAAAAGCUCUGAUAUAUGUGUCAAUGAAUCAAAGCUGUUGCAGAUGCUAGAUAAAUGUAUGCCUUUCAUCGUACACCCUAUUAUUAUGAAGUGGUCUAAAACACAGGUACUAAAUGUGUUAGAACAACUGGAUGCUGGGAUUAGAUAUUUGGAUUUUAGAAUUGCUCACAAGACUAAUGACUCUUCUGAGAAUUUGUACUUUGCGCAUAUGGUGUACACAACGGCUGUAGUAGAGGAUGUUCUGUUGGAAAUUUUCAAGUGGUUGCAGGCCCAUCCUCAGGAGGUCGUUAUCCUUGCCUGUAGAAAUUUUGUUGGAUUGACCAGGGAACUUCAUUGUCAUCUUAUCUCCUGCAUAAAAAAGAUUUUCCAUUCUAAACUAUGUCCAAGAGAUGUGGUUCCAACGCUACGGAACAUGUGGACAAAUUGUUACCAGGUUAUCAUCUCCUAUGAGGACGUGACUGAAGUAAUGACACACUGUGAACUAUGGCCUGCAAUUCCAUAUUGGUGGGGCAACAAGACUACAGCCCAUGAUCUUAUCCAGUAUCUGGAAAGUAUGAAACAGAAUGGGCGCCCAGAAGGUUUCUUUGUUGCAGGGAUUAAUCUUACUGAAGACUUAGAAUACAUUUUAGCACAUCCAUUUGGAUCCUUGAAGAAAAUGACCCUUUCAAGCCUGCCUUACCUUAUAGGCUGGAUAAAACAACAGCAUCCAGGACCGGAAAGGAAAUGUAUCAACAUCAUUGCUGGAGACUUCAUAGGAAAUGAGGAUUUUGUGACUGAUGUGAUAGAACUUAACAAAAAAAAUCCUUCCAUUACAUUACCAUAGUAAUAAAAUGGAUUAAAGGAUGUUUUAUGACUUUUAGCUUCAUAAUCAUGGGAUGAUUUGAGUAAAUUUUGAUCAUUUCACAGAGAGGGCAGUUUUCCUGAUUCAGCUAUAUCGUGUGCGUAUAAGUUACAUUUCUUCCUUCCAGGGAUGUUGUGAAGAUUCAUAAUUCGAAGACUGCACCAAAAUGAGACUUUAAAAUAAAAAAUGCUUAUGGCAAGCAAAACUUCCUAUACCGGGGGGAGAGAAGAGCAAGAUCUCUUCUUAAGUUUUUUUAUAGCCCUUGCCAGCUAGGCGUAAUUUAGCUGGGCAGUACAUAAAUUUUGCAAUAACCGGUGUUAGGAUAUUGUCUAACAUCCCUACUCAUCUUUUGCAAAACUUUUGGAAAAUAAACUUAGGUUCACUGCUAGGUUUUUUUCUUUAAAUAGUUUUUAUUUGUGAAAAAUAUUAGGUAUGUAUUUAAAAUCUGCUUGUGUGCGUUUGCAAACCAAACACCAUGGGACAUGCACUAGACUGUGAAACUGAUUAGUUUGUUUUCAUGGAUAAAGGUGCAUGAAAUGUUAAAAGUGUACAAUAUAAUUAGUAAACAGAAAAUGAGUUUUUUAGAAUACAUUUUGAUAAUCUCAGGGAUUACAUUUACUGAUGGUCAUAGUAGUAUCAAAACUGGCAGUGUACCUAAAGAAACCUGACAUGAUUCAAGUUGGUCAUCAGGUAGGCAUUUUGACAUUUUGGAGGGAAACGGCAAUAGCAUACCCAAGAGGGUGCUGAACUGAUACUUUAAUGUCUUUUAAACUGGUAAAUUUAUAAUUACAAUGGUCCUCAGCAAUCUGAUAAGAGUAUGUAGUACACAGCAGUUAUGUUAAGGCUUUGUAUUGCUCCCAUUUUAUAUUCAUGCAAAUUCUGAUGUUAAGGUAGCACAGCUAGGCCCUCUAACUACAUUUUUACCCAUUUAGCUUGAAAUGUUUUAAAUUGAAGGGCUAUUACGUAAGUAAAAUACCAAAAAAGAUUUUCGAUUUUUUUCACACUUCACUUGAACCAGAAUAUACUGUAAAUUAAAGUAUACUUUAAUUUACACUGAUGUAAAUAUUUUCAAUAGCGUUUCAAAGUUGUAGGACUGGAAGUGACCACCUGGGUCAUCAGGUCCAGUCCCUUACCAUUGUUGGCAAUGCUUCCAUAAAUAUAUCAGGCACCACUUUAAAACUAGUCAUUGCCCCCAUGCCACCUAGUGGAAGGCUGUUCCAGAACCUCACUCCAUUAAUGGUUAGAAAUCAGUUUUCAGCCUAGAUUAAUAUUUGUGUAACUGAAAACAGACAUUUCCCACCUCCCCUUACCCAACUGUUUGCUUUAGUUACUAUUAGGGAUGUGAAUAGGUAAUUGGUUAACCAGUUACCUGGUAAGCCUCACCCUUAAUAGGUGAGGCUCUGGUAAUGGUUAACUGUUAACCCCCACCCCUGUGAGCAGCCCAUCAUGGGAAGAGGACUUGCUUUGGCCCCCUGGGGCUGCUGGCUUCCAGCCCGUGGCGGCUGGGAGUUGGCAGCCUGGGGAUUGGGAGGACGGAAGCAGUGCGGUGUGGGGGGGUCUCUACUAGCUCCCAGGUUGUAUGGGUUUGUAGACCUGCAUAGAGCAGCAGCAGCAGCAGGGGCAGGGUGCCGGUCCUCAGCCCGCUGCCUGUGAACCUGGGCAGCCUGGAAGCCAGCAGCCCUCCUUCUCCCACUAGUAUUGCCAGAUGGUUUCAACAAAAAUACUGGACACACUUGACAUUACAUCACAAUCUACAUGACAUCUUAUUUGGAAAAUACUGGACAUUGAUAUUUUCCCAUUGAUAUUUUCUCAAUUUGUUUCACAGAAAGCUCAAAUACUGGACUGUCUGGUUCAAAAGCAGACACCUGGCAACCCAACUUCCUGCAAGAGUCUGCUGACUCACAGCCCGUGAGCCUGCGUGGGCUGAGAGUUGGCAGCCCUGCCCUCCACCCCACUCCCUGUGCGAGGCUACACUUCUAGCCCACGAGGGCUGGAACUGCCCCUUCCCAUGGUGCGGGGGCUGCCCCAACCUGGCCAUGGCAGCGGUGAGGGGGAGGCCACUUCAGUCCAGUGGGUUGGACAAGCCCUGCACUCACCUGUGUUUAAUUAGUUAAUGGGUUAAACUUAAUGCUUAACCAUUUGGACUUUUACAUUCCUAAUUGCUAUUUUGUUAUGUGUACUUGUACAUUGCAAAUGAUGAGGUUUAAGCCAUACACUGCUUUUUCUUUUCUUUUCUUUUUUUUAAAAACUAGGUGCAUUUUUACUGAUCAGAAAAGUGAGGGCCCAGAAUUAUUAGCAAGAGCGAGGAACAGAGGAAACAAGCGUUAUAUAACCUUCACUGUGCUGCUUUGUUAGAAUAAUUCAUUCUUUAAAUGCACAACACACUUUUUAUGCUCCUGGUGGGUUGUUAAGAUGAACAAACAUCUUGUGUGGACAAAACUGAACUCAAAUGUUACUCAUAAGUGUUGUAAGUUCCAGAAAUAAAUGGCAAAAAAGUUACCUCCUUGUGAAACUUCACACUGAUUUAUAGGCAGCAUUUCAGAGGAAACCCAGACAUUGUUUAGAAAUAAUUUUGACUAUCAUGAUAUUUUUUUAUCCAUGUCCUCUCAGUUAUACUGUUGAUAUAGAACAGUAAUGUAUUUUGUUGAAUAUAUAUAAAAUUUCAGUAUGCCACUUGCAUAAAAUGCUGUAUUAUAUGUUUAUAGAUAAAGUUUUUCUGUACAGCAUUAUGAUUUUAUAUAGUAGACAAAAUUUUAUUCACUUCUGAGACACAAUUAUGCUAUUUGCAUCACAGUUCUCUCUAGUUCUGUUACAUAUUCUGUCUCCAGUUGAUUCAUAAUCUAGAUAUGAAAUGGUUUAAGCUGAGAUUUUUCUCUCUGUUUUUGUAAGUAUUACAUUCUUCUAAAUUUAAAUCUGAGGUGUAAUUUCCUUGUCUGCAGUAUUUGAAUCCUGUUAGCUCCCAAUAUGCCUACAACAUACUGGCUGUGUCCAGACUGGCAAGUUUUUCCGCAAAAGCUACGGCUUUUGCAGAAAAACUUGUCAGCUG